Messenger RNA from Aspergillus melleus, 1338 nucleotides. RefSeq lists its product as uncharacterized. The transcript has a single exon. Gene Ontology annotation, biological process: pyrimidine nucleobase biosynthetic process; UMP biosynthetic process. Gene Ontology annotation, molecular function: orotate phosphoribosyltransferase activity; orotidine-5'-phosphate decarboxylase activity. The record is from RefSeq and is a predicted model, not a curated record. Bases 1 to 1338 code for a protein of 445 amino acids. NCBI's taxonomy places the organism in Eukaryota, Fungi, Ascomycota, Eurotiomycetes, Eurotiales, Aspergillaceae.
AUGGAGACGCCAACCUCGUCGUCUUUCCCCGGGAGUCGCCUCAAUACCUACCUCCAGCUUCUCACGAAGGUCAAAAAGGGAUUGCCCUAUGGCCAACCCAUCUGCGUGUCACCUUCCCACACCAUCAACACCUCGGACGCCCUCCUCGAACUUGCAUCUUUGGUCGGCCCGCACAUUGCAAUCCUACAGGUCCAUGCGGACAUAAUUAAUGAUUGGUCCGAGGAAACCGUUCGUCAAUUGAUCUCCAUAGCCAACAGACACGCAUUUUUGAUAUGGGAAUGUGGUCGAAUCCUAAAUGCGACCGUUGAUAUCAUUGGGAGGCAGAAGGCUGAAACGAGAGAAGUGAGAAAGGAAUUGGUGGAUUUGAUUCGGAAAAAUUACUCGAAAGGCUUGGUCAGGCCGGCGGCUUGGGCAGGGCUCGCAACGGCGUGGCCCUCGGGGGUUCCUGUGAACAAUCAGGAGGCCGAUAUUCUGAUCCCGACCCUCAGGAAUGCUGCCCGAGAAGCGGUCGCCGAAACCGUCAAGACCAUCCGAACCGAAAUCACGACCGAACGUCCAUUGACCGGACAAGAGUCAACAACCGUGGAGAUCGAUACUGGCUCAACACACCUCGCCUCCGAUUAUGUGGUGGAUGAAAAUAAUUCGGAUCUUCCUCAUCGAAAGCCAUCUACCAUCUCCUUGACCCAGACGAUCACUCAACACACCGAGGACGUACCGGGAAAUCAUCAUGACACUUCAAGCUAUGAGCGGUCAUACGAUAACCAGAAGGACACGGAGUCAUUGACGAUAUCUUCCACGGGUGAAGACCUCCCCGCCCCACCUCUUUACUCCCGAGGUCUUAUUUUGUGUCUUCCUUCUGCGGUCGACACCUCAUUCACAGCCGAUUAUAGGCGGAGCUGCAUAGCUGCCGCCGACGCCAACCAAGAUUUUGUGCUAGGCUUCGUUUGCAGUGAACCGUGGCAAAUCACGUCCCAAAAGGAGGAGAUAUUCGACGACAUCUCACUAGAAGAUGAUGAGGAUCAACUAUCGGAUGAAGAUGAUAUGCCGUGUCUCACCCUAUUCGCAACAAUAUCCCAUCAACUUGGCGUUAUGAAUGGCAAACAUGUCGAAGAUCUGUACGAUGAGGAGGACGAGGAGACGAUUGCGUAUGCACCCGUGGCAUCGCCCUCGCAACUGGAGCCUGCGAGCUCGGUGGCCAAAAGGCUCUUCUAUAUCGUUAGAGAAGCGUUGAAAUCUCGAGCACUGUCAUCAGGGAAAAACACGACAAAUGCAUACACGAGCACAAAGGUGAUGAGAGGACGCAAGGUUCUACAUCUGCCUAUUAUCGCGCUACCAUGA